Neltuma alba is the source of this 1475-nucleotide messenger RNA. RefSeq lists its product as uncharacterized. The coding region runs from base 12 to 1457 and encodes 481 amino acids. The record is from RefSeq and is a predicted model, not a curated record. The transcript has 2 exons. Lineage: Eukaryota; Viridiplantae; Streptophyta; Magnoliopsida; Fabales; Fabaceae.
ACCUCUCUGGUAUGGCUCCGGAGACACGAUCGGAACGCUUCUCUGAGCUAGAGCACCGCCUGGACCUUCAACAGGCUUCGAUCGACUCCAUUAAUGCUCGCUUGGAUGACUUGCAAUCUACUAACACGAGGUUUGACGAUUAUCUUAAGGAUAUUGCUGCGAAGGUUUCUUCUCUUUUGACCGAUACGGGCAAACGAACGGCAGUAGGCGAAGGUGGCUCCUCUUCAUUGUCUCCACCUCGCAUUCCAACCUUUGGCUCUUUUCAUGAGCUCCACAACCCCCAUUCUGCUUACUCUGUCCCUACCAAGCAAAGCCGCGUGGACUUCCCCAAGUUCGAUGGGUCUGACUUCCGUGGAUGGGCGUACCGUUGUCGCCAAUUUUUUGAAGUUGACGGCACCCCUCCAGAACAUCGCAUUCGUCUCCUUAGCAUUCAUCUGGAAGGGCACGCUUUACGGUGGCACCAAACCUUUAUGCGGCAUCGAUCUUUCUCCGAUAUUAGCUGGUCUGAUUAUUUUUCUCACAUGGAGAAGAAGUUCGCCGACGUACAUGACGAGAGUCCUACUAUUGCUCUCAAAAAGUUACAGCAACUUGAUAGGCCUGUUCCUGAGUAUGAACGUCAAUUCGAUGAGCUCUUAUCUGAAGUCGAUAUACCUGAUGAUGUUGCGAUGAACCUAUUCAUCGGUGGGUUGCGUGCUGACGUCCAGAAGAGCGUUCUCAAUUUCAGUCCAUCAUCCCUCUCUAGCGCGAUGUAUUGUGCUCGCCUUCAGGAGGCCACCAUUCGGGCGAUUCAUGAGCAUGCCCCGGUCGGUCGACGCCAUAUUAUGCCAUCACUGAAACCUUUCCAUUUGAAUGGGCUGAAAUCAUCUACAGUCAUGGACUCCCCUUCCGGCCCAUCACUUGCGGACUCCCAACCCGGCACCGUCAAGUCCCCUGCCCAGUAUACCUCCGUCAAGCCUGCUUACUCAGCUUCGGCGUCUUCUCCAGGCUACUCGGGCGUUCCUUCCAAGCCCUCUAAGCAGCUUUCGAGGAAAGAGAUGGAUGAGAGGCGCCGAAAGGGGCUAUGUUAUUGGUGUACCGAGAAAUACACCGCCGGCCAUCGCUGCAAGGAUUCUCAACUCUUCCUACUGGUUGUUGAUGAUAAUGAGGAAUAUUUUGAGGACGCUCUUGAGGAGGUUCCUGUGGAGUCCGGCAGAAUCAAUGCCAUUGAAGGGCAGGAAGAGGUUUCAACAUUGAAGUUGGUGGGCCGCAUUAAGAACCAAACGGUGAUAAUUCUGAUUGACACAGGGAGCACUCAUAACGUGCUCGAUGCGUCCACAGCCCGUCGUUUGCAGCUGAAGUCUCAGGAACGAUCCCCGGUUCAGUUGACUGUCGCUGAUACGAGGAAGAUUGGACUAAUUCCUUCUUCAUUGAGCUACGACCAACAACAAGAAUUGACGAGAGUUUUUAGCAGCUUUUGAGGAUGUUUUUGCUGAACC